CCGGCUGGCUGCUCAGUUCGCCUCUUCUGGUUUUACUUCGCAGCCUUUGUUGUUUGUUUUUAUUUCCCCAAUUCCUCUGCAGUGAAAAGUUUUCAUCACAGCCCUCUUCCCUCUCCCCCCUUUUUUCGUCCCCCCCAGACAGUACAGCGGUACUCAUCAGCUUAGGCAGCGAAAUAGAGAUGGAGCAUUUCGACGACCGGGACAAAGGUCAGAGGCACGGCCGGUCCAACGCUAAGAUGAACGGGGUGCCUAGCCCCACACACAGCGCCCACUGCAGCCUGUACCGGACCAGGACCUUGAAGACUCUGAGUGCCGAGAAGAGGGCCAAGAAAGUUCGCUUCUACCGCAACGGGGACCGCUACUUCAACGGGAUCGUGUACGCCAUCUCCUCAGAUAGGUUCCGGACCUUUGACGCACUGCUAGCCGACCUGACCCGCUCUUUGUCUGACAACGUCAACUUGCCCCAGGGGGUCCGGACUAUCUACACCCUGGAUGGCAAGAAGAUCGCUAGUAUCGAUCUGCUGGUUGAAGGUGAAAGCUAUGUCUGCAGCUCCAUAGAGGCCUACAAAAAGCUGGAUUACACAAAAAACGUAAACCCCAACUGGUCAGUGAAUGUCAAGGCCUCGUCCUCUUCAUCACGUGGGCCUCCGUCCCUGAGCUGUGCCAAAGCUUGUGCCUCAGACGGCCGAGAAGGCAAGGACUUCAUCCGUCCAAAGCUAGUAACGGUGGUUCGAAGUGGAGUUAAGCCCCGCAAAGCCGUGAGGAUCCUGCUGAAUAAGAAAACAGCCCACUCCUAUGAGCAGGUUCUGACCGAUAUCACUGAUGCCAUCAAGCUCGACUCUGGGGUGGUGAAGAAAAUCUACACAUUGGAGGGCAAACUGGUUGCAUGUCUGCAGGACUUCUUUGGUGAGGAGGAUAUUUUUGUGGCCUGUGGACCAGAGAAGUUUCGCUACCAUGAUGACUUGAUGUUGGAUGAGUGUGAAUGCCGCAAGAUGAAGUCAGUGACCUAUGGCAAGAUGUCAGGUUCUCUCAACCGAUGCUCUCCCAGGACUGUCAUGCAAUCACAUCGCAGCAAGUCCCCAGCUUCUGUGAACGGGACGCCAGCCAGUCAGCAGUCCACUUCUCAUUCGGGGAAAUCUCCCACCCCUUCCCCAACCAGCCCAGGCAGCCUCAGCCGACGCCAGGGGUCACUGGGUUCCUCCACCUCUUUGUCUUCCGCCCAGGUUUCUAGCCCAGCGGAUGACAGCAAUGACGUCAAUCCUGAAACUGAGAUUCUCCAGGACGAAGUUCCCGCUGUGCCGUCCUACAUAUCGGACCGCUACAGGGUGGGCCGGAUGCUGGGCGACGGGAACUUUGCAGUUGUGCGCGAAUGCGUGGAGCUCUCUACAGGAAGGGAGUACGCUCUGAAGAUCAUCAACAAGGGCAAAUGCAGAGGCAAGGAACACAUGAUUCAGAAUGAAGUGGCCAUCCUCCGCAGGGUCAAACACCCAAAUAUUGUUUUACUCAUUGAGGAAAUGGACACUUAUAAUGAGCUUUACCUGGUCAUGGAACUGGUCAAGGGGGGAGAUCUGUUCGACGCCAUCACCUCUGCCAACAGAUACACGGAAAGAGAUGCCAGUGGGAUGCUCUACAAUCUGGCCAACGCCAUCAAAUACCUCCACAGCCUCAACAUCGUGCACAGAGACAUCAAACCAGAAAACCUGCUGGUGUAUGAACACGCAGAUGGCAGCAAAAGUCUGAAACUGGGAGACUUUGGUUUGGCGACGCUGGUGGAUGGACCCCUCUACACAGUCUGCGGGACCCCAACAUAUGUAGCACCUGAAAUUAUUGCAGAGACAGGGUACGGCCUUAAGGUGGACAUCUGGGCAGCUGGAGUCAUCACCUACAUCCUAUUGUGUGGUUUCCCACCUUUUCGAGGGAGCAGUGAGGAUCAAGAAGCCCUUUUUGAUCAGAUACUGAUGGGGCAGCUUGAAUUUCCUCUUCCGUACUGGGACAAUGUGUCAGAGACAGCGAAGGAUCUGAUCCGGUCCAUGCUGGAGGUGGAGGUGGACCAGAGAUACACUGCCCUCCAGGUGCUGGAGCAUCCUUGGGUUACUAAUGAGGGUUUGUGUGAAAACGAACACCAGCUGUCUGUAGCGGGAAAGAUAAAGAAGCACUUCAACACUGGGCCCAAGGUCAACGACACCAACGCGGGGGUGUCAGUCAUUUCUGCCACCCCUCUUGAUAAGGAGGGGCAGAUUCUCAGACGAAGACGCCACCCGAAUGUGAAGCCGUCGCCUUUGCAGAUGAUCCAGACUGUGAACGCAGAAACGACAGCGAGGGCACUCCGGCCUGAGCCUCCCAGUUGCCUCCCCGGCUUGCCCGCAGACCCUCCCUGUCCGACCCCUGACUCUUGCUCCGACCCCUCCUCGGAUCCAAGCCCCCUGUCGGACUCCGAUGAUGUCUCCAUCAGCUCGGUCAGCACAGUCUGCUCCCCCAGCUCACCCUUCUAGCGAUUAGAUGGAGGGGGAGGGGGAGGAGAAGCAAGGAGGAAAUCCUCAUCCAGCUCCUCCUGUACAGAGGAGAAGGAAGAGGAGGAAAAGGAGAUGAAACUCCAUACCUGACUGUGGAGAAAAGACAUUUAAGAGAGAAUUUUUAAAAUCCCCUAAAUCCAUCUAUCUAAUUCAAGAGGAGAGAUUGUUGGAGGGGUGGAAGUAGAAAGAUGAACUUCCUUUUAUUUCUUUUGAACAUUCUCUCAUCUGAGCACAUGUCGAGCUCAAGGAGCAAGAAAGGGCGAGAAUUGUUUGCCUUUCAGUGAUGAUCCGGGCCAAACAUGGAAACUUCCUCACUUCUGGAGUGGCUCAAAAUGGCAAUAUGAGAACAUUGAUUGAUGUUCAUGUUUUAUUGAACCUUAUUUAACCAUGAUUUAUUUACUACAUUUUUUAUACGCAUUGCUCUUUUUCAUAGAGGUAAAAAAAAAAAAAAUGUUGUCGUCCUAAAGAGCGUAGUGGAAUAAAAAUGAAAGAGACAUGUAGAAAUAGAACUGGGACAUAUUAACCUAGGCUGAGGUAGACUUGGUCAACACUGGAAUCAGAGCUACGGGAAGCAGAAAUUUGUAAAGAUGUUCAGAGACUUGUGCUACAGCUCUGCUCCACUUGAGCUUCGCCUAACACAGGGUUUACAUGUUAUAAAGACGAUAAUGGUGCAUCUUCUCUCUUCUUUACACCUGCUAUGGUCACAACAUCUUAAACCAGAAGAUACAGCAGCAUCCAAAUGCUUGUAGCAGACAUCUGGACCACUUUUUCUGAACACACUCAUGUUGCACUGACACUUCAUUGAUCUUUAUUUUCAACCAACGCCACCGUUGUAAUCCAUUAAUAUUAAGCUGCAUCUCAUCAAAUUAGAAAAUAAUUGAAAAGUUCAUUUAUUUCAUCAACUUGAUUCAAACUGUGAAACUCAUAUUCACCAGAUUUAUAACACAAAUGAAUUCAGAUGUGUAUUUUAAUAUGACGUUUCAAAAUCAUCUUAAGAUUCCCCAUACACUUUUUUCUUCCACUCAAUUUUCCAUCCGUAUUCUUGUAUACAGCACUGUGUGCAAAGCUAACUUCUUCUGCAAUUACCUUUUUUUGUUGAUGUUGGUCGGCUGGACAACUAUCAAGUCAUUACUUCCACAUAACUGUAGACUCUCAUAAAAUAACAUUUCCAUUUUAACAGUUUUUUAUUUGUCUUAUGUGAUAAUCUGGUUUUUCAUGACAUCAAUUAUUAUUAGCAGAAGUAAACUAUUUUAAUAUAUUCCUCAGUUUAUAGUAUAUUUUCAGUUGUUGAAUUUAUUUAAUGUCAUCAGUGAACUUUAAUUCUGAUUUACUGAGAUGCACCUUUAUGCCAACAUUUAAGAACAGUAUGAUUGUUGUGGUCCAAAUGCUUCUUAAAUGUGUACUGAAGGGUAUGAAGUGAUACCUAUUUACACAAAUGUUUUGCAGUCUUUUUACAGUUAAAGAUGACAGAAACAAUGGCAGGAUGGAUGAAAACCAGCAGCACUCGUGCAAAGCAGUUAAAACAUGGAGGAUGGCUUGUUUAAGCUCUGUAAACCUCAUUCAUGACUUCAUUUAUUUAGAUGAAAGCAUGACAGACAUACAGUAGCCUAUUCUUAUAAUUAAAAAAAAUGUUUAGUGUUGAAGUAUUGUUUAUAUGUUAUGUAAAUAACAGUUUUAUUUAUUUUGAUAGUUCACAAUACAGUAUAUUUCUUUACUAGUAGUAAAUAUAUGACAAUUGUAAAAAACUAAAAAAAAAAACUAAAAAAUGAAACAAAAAGAAUCAUGUCUGAUUCAAUAAGCAAAAAGAUAAAGAAAAAAAGAAAUAUAAAUUAAAUUAUCUGAUCAAAAUGGAGAAAAAAAACUACAAUUGAAAUGAAUAGUAUCAUUUUUACCUGAUGUUUCACCUAGAUAAAUCCACACAGUCAAAUAUACAUUUGUGGGGGAAAAAUAGAAACCAUAAUUUUUGCUUCAUUGUCAGUUCUAACAAAGAUGCCACUGUGUGCAAAAUCAGACAGUAAUUUUGAUUUUCAGUUACUGAUGUGAAGGGAGAAAUGCAGAAUUGCACUUGUUUUUUAUUAUUAUUAAUUUUAGAGAUUUUAAAGCAGUUGUGUAAUUUGUCUGUGUUUCUGCAUUUCUUCCUAUUGAGACAUUUACAUAGUAAUGUGCUGCAGUGUGAAUAUGUUGUGCUGAUGAAACCCACACUCUCCGGUACACGGUUAACCAAAGUGCUCUCACUGCUGCUCUACUGCAUUCAGCCUUUCCUGAAUACUGAUAUCUGUACCUCUCUUCAUCAAUGGUCUGUCAAUAAUCAAAAAUAAUAAUUAAAACACCUUU
Messenger RNA from Poeciliopsis prolifica (blackstripe livebearer), 4847 nucleotides. It is a transcript of the gene dclk1a, whose product is annotated as doublecortin-like kinase 1a. Gene Ontology annotation, molecular function: protein kinase activity; ATP binding. The transcript has 15 exons. Gene Ontology annotation, biological process: protein phosphorylation; intracellular signal transduction. Lineage: Eukaryota; Metazoa; Chordata; Actinopteri; Cyprinodontiformes; Poeciliidae. The record is from RefSeq and is a predicted model, not a curated record. The coding region runs from base 180 to 2492 and encodes 770 amino acids.